Messenger RNA from Endocarpon pusillum Z07020, 2916 nucleotides. RefSeq lists its product as uncharacterized. The record is from RefSeq and is a predicted model, not a curated record. Bases 1 to 2916 code for a protein of 971 amino acids. Lineage: Eukaryota; Fungi; Ascomycota; Eurotiomycetes; Verrucariales; Verrucariaceae. Gene Ontology annotation, biological process: protein folding in endoplasmic reticulum. The transcript is spliced from 2 exons. Gene Ontology annotation, cellular component: EMC complex. Gene Ontology annotation, molecular function: protein binding.
AUGCGCUUAAAUGCGCUCUUGACGUUGUUUCUAUCCUAUGUAUCCUCGGUCCACGCUAUUCUCGCCGACGAAGCCUACCAUGUUGACUACCAUCAUGCCUUGCUUGGUAUUCCGCAAGCCGAGACCACCUUCUUCCACCAACCUUCCUCAUCUUCGAACGCGUCUCUGCUAUAUACAAUCUCGGAAAAGGCCAUAAUUGGGGCUGUGAACCCGAAAGAUGGCUCAGUGGUAUGGCGGCAGUCUCUGGCAGAUUCUCUACCAGAACCACCUACAGUGGUUGAAGAUGUAGUGAAACUACCAAACGAAGAGCAACAAAGGGCUUUAAGAGGUAUCGGUCCAGCAAAAGCAGGCUUAUUAGCGGAGGAGGGCAGCGGCUUCGUGGUCUCCUACUAUGGUUCAGCAGUCUCGGCAUGGGAUGCCAUGAAUGGGAAGCUGGCAUGGCAGAGGUUUAUGCCCCAGGGCCAGCAUGUCAAAAGCGCACAGCUGAUACCCAGCGGGCGCGAUGUCUCGUCUUCCUCAGCAGUUGACGUUGUGGUGCUUUAUGGUACUGAAGGAGGUACCGUCACUAGGCUUGAUGGGUCCUCCGGGGCUGUGGUGUGGGAAUACGAAGAUAGGAGUGGUGCGUCGCCACGAUAUCUCGCAUCCACAAAGAAAUCGAUAUACUACGUAUCAGAACAAUCUGCUGUACUAGCCGCCAAUUCGAUGAAAAUUGUCUCUCUCAACACAGAGAAUGGUCGAGAAGACAAGAGUCAUGUACUGAAAACUGACGAGGUAGUUACCGUCUCGUCCUGUCCCAACGUUGCCUUUAUUUCAUGGCAUGAGAGAUCUUCCAGGAGCAUGAAGGUAAAUGUUCUGGGCUCGAAUAAGGUGAAUACUCUGAACCUAGAAAGGUCCAACGAAGAGGAGAUUGAAGCAGUAAGCGUCUUGCCGGGAUGCGGAGACAGUUCGCCGUCGCACAUCUUGGUGCACGUUCAGACCCGCAACGGAGUUUGGGCGGAAGUUUUCGAUAUCGAUUCAGACAGCGCUGAGGUACGCAAAGCCUACAGCUUACUUUACUUGAAAGGGAAAGGUGCAUUUGCUGUGAGCAUCGUCGAUGAAAAACCACAUUUCACCCGGAUCACAGACUUUGAGAUAGAGCUAUACUCGUUUGCUCCUGGCAUUAUGGUUGCGAGGUGGCCAAGGAAUCAGCCAUCAUUUGGUGGCCCAGGUCAUGCACAAGCAGAGGUGGUUUUACGAGGACAAUCCAAUUAUGCCAUCAGGAUCUCAGAAGUUGCAAAAGGCGGAGAAUGGACCCUGAUGCGAAACGGCGAGCUGGUUUGGUCAAGACCGGAAAUGCUUGCCAAUGUGGUAGCAGCGGCAUGGGUAGAGGAUGUCUCGGGGGAAGCUCUUGCCCAUGAACUGGAUUUUGAAGGCCAUGAAAAUCCACUACGUGCUUACACUCAUAGACUGAAACGGCACUUGCGGGAUUUGGAAUAUCUUCCCGCGUGGCUUCAGCAACUGCCAUCGAGUGCCACGUCUGGUUUGCUUACUUCCAAAGCCGAGACGGAAAAGGGGCUUCUUGGCCAUAAGCUGUUGGUCGUUGCAACGAGCACAGGACAACAUGUUGCACUUGACCCCGCAAAAGCUGGGGCAAUAAAGUGGAAGAGACUUGCACAGGAAGCAUCAGACGAGGCACGUGCAGUGUCUCUCUAUGUUCAUGACGGAGUUGUCACCUCUUAUGUCAACAAGUGGGGUAUCAUGACGAUCAAUGCCACCGAUGGUCGAGAUAUCAGCUUCGACCAGUCCGAUGCUCAUUUCACAGGAGUAAUCAUUGCGCCUGGCCCGGUGGCUCCUGUUGCUUAUCGCAUUUCACGAGAUGGCCAACCAAAGCCCACUGCCAUUGACGAUGUGGCAAAAGAUGGCACUUACCUUGUGACCAGGUCGGCAUCAGGGCAAGACGUGCAAGGUUGGAUGGUUGGCCGCUCGAACAUCAAACUCUGGACAUUCAGCUCUGCUGCUGGCUCUCGCAUCACCAACGUGGUUGCUCGUCCUGCGCAUGAUCCCGUUUCUUCCAUUGGGAAAGUGCUUGGAGAUCGUUCAGUCCUGUACAAAUACCUCUCCCCCAACCUCGUCCUGAUCACGAGCGCUAAAAGGGGCAGCUUCACCAUCUAUCUCCUCGACUCCAUCACCGGGACGAUCCUCUACUCCGCCACUCACGAAGACGCCGACACUUCGUCUCCCAUCCCCUCCGUGCUCUCCGAAAACUGGUUCACCUACUCCUUCUUCGGCACCUCAGACGCAAAAUCUCCUUCCAAAUGCCAUCAGCUCGUCAUAGUCGAACUCUACGAAUCCCCUAUCCCGAAUGACCGCGGGCCCCUAGGCUCCUCUUCGGCCAACUACUCCAGCUUCUAUCCAGGCUCAAUCACAAAGCCCCACACCAUCACCCAAUCCUUCGUGAUCACCCAAUCCAUCAGCCACAUGUCCGUCACCCAAACCGCACAGGGGAUCACCUCCCGACAACUCCUCUGCACUUUGCCAGACCUCAACGCCAUCAUCGCCAUCCCCCGCUACCUCCUCGAUCCCCGCCGCCCGGUCGACCGAGACCCUACGCGCGAAGAAGCAGAGGAGGGCCUCUUCCGCUACUCUCCCGUGCUGGAUCUCGAUCCGAAGUUUUUUCUAUCCCAUUCGAGGGAGGUGGUGGGGAUUCAGAAGAUCAUCUCGGCGCCAACGCUGCUGGAGAGUACGAGUUUGGUGUUUGGGUUUGGUGGGCUGGAUGUGUUCGGGACGAGAGUUACUCCGAGCAAGGCGUUUGAUGUGUUGGGUAAGGGGUUCAAUAAGUUGGCGUUGAUUGGGACGGUGGCGGCGCUCGGGCUCGGGACCGCCGUCCUGGCGCCAAUGGUUCGGAGGAAGGCGGUGGAAAGGGGUUGGAAGUUGUGA